Messenger RNA from Lucilia sericata (common green bottle fly), 4219 nucleotides. RefSeq names its product chitin synthase chs-2 (gene Chs2). The transcript is spliced from 14 exons. Gene Ontology annotation, cellular component: cell septum; cell periphery. The record is from RefSeq and is a predicted model, not a curated record. Gene Ontology annotation, molecular function: chitin synthase activity. The coding region runs from base 101 to 4186 and encodes 1361 amino acids. Lineage: Eukaryota; Metazoa; Arthropoda; Insecta; Diptera; Calliphoridae.
AGUGAACACUUCCUAACUAAACGUAGGAAAAAAUACAAUAAAAUUGAUUUAAACAAUUAACAAAAAAACAAAGUGAAAUUAAAUUAAAGUAAUAUAUAAUAUGAAUUGGGAAGGUGAUGGAGAUGAUGAUAAUUUUAAUAGAAAUCGGAAGAAUAAAGAGAAACCGCCAUUAUGGGAUUCAUUUCAAGAUCCCCCUUCAAAAAGAGCCACCGGUUCUGCUGCUAACUGGACAAAGUUGGGUUUUUUCUUAAAGCUCUUCAAAAUGUUUACGUAUCUGUAUGUGUUCAUAAUUAUUUUGACAACUGCAGUUUUAUCUAAAAUGUCAUACAUUUUUAUGGUGGCUCAUAUAAAAUCUAACACUACAGUUAAAUAUUGCAACAUUAUCGAUUUGAAGGGUGACUAUUAUGUAGAACUUCCGGUUAAGGAACAACUUGUUUGGAUUUGGUCUUUAAUAUUAGCAUUUUCGGCCCCAGAAGUCUUUACAUUUUUCCGAUCUUUACGCAUUUGUAUUUUCAAGGAUGUAAAGUCGCCGACAUGGCCCGAAGUAUUAUUGGUGGUGUCAUUUGAAUUGCUUCAUGUAAUCGGUUUGGGAAUAUUGACAUUUUUUGUGUUUCCCCGUUUGGAUUCGACAAAGGCUUUGCUGUUAUGUAACAGUGUUUGUUUUGUACCUGCUGUUUUAAAUAUUUUAAUGGGAACCCACAAACAUUGGAAAUCUAUAGCUGUCUAUUCCAUUAGUAUUUUGGCUUUGAUUGCACAAGCAACAGCAUUUGUUUUGUGGCCAGCCAUCAACGAUUCACUAGAAGUGCAAAUAUUGGCAAUUCCAUUAAUAUUAAUAUCAUUCCGUUGGUGGGAGAAUUAUAUCAAUUCAUAUUCGAGCAUAGCAAACUUGAUAAAAAUGGUACGACGAACCAAGUCUCGAUAUCAUACAUAUUUGUAUUUAUCGCCAAUAAAAAUGGUUGUAUUUGCUUUAAUUGCAUUCAGCUUUCAUGGUCAACCCAUAGAGGAAUAUUUUUCAAUGUUUACCGAAGCAUGGAAUCCACAUGAAAUUGUAGUAAAAAGGGCAAACGUUUCGUCCACAGCGCCAUCAAACUCAUUAACAACAAAAACAACAGAAAACUUUAUAAUUCAAUCAAACAUAAAUGCGCCUCUUUAUAUCCUUCUCAUACAAGUGGCAUCAUCAUAUUUAUGUUAUAUUUUUGGAAAAUUUGCAUGUAAAAUAAAAAUCCAGGAGUUCAGCUAUGCUUUGCCACUCAGCCUAGCUACACCACUUGCUGUGGCUGCCACAGUCGCUCUAACGUGGCUGCGCGAAACAGACGUGUGUUCACUUGAUGAAUACAUUCCAGAUUAUCUGUCCUUCAAAGCUGCAACGUCACUGGGCUUCGGUCGCAAUGCAUGGAGUUUUUUUAACGUGGUCGCUAAAGAUUAUCUUUGGAUAUGGUUGUUGUGGUGGCUGUCACAAUUGUGGAUAACAAAUCAUAUAUGGCGUCCGAAAAAUGAUAAAAAUUUACCCACCGAAAAACUGUUCAUUUGUCCGUGGUAUUGUGGUUUUUUGGUCGAACAAUGUAUAACAUUAAAUAGACGCAUUGUGGAUUGGAAUGAAGAGUAUCUAUCCAUUAAGAAGGACAACAAUAUGACUGAGAACGGAAAUGCAGCCUCUACAGAUAUUCAGGAAACAGACAAAAUCCCACAGCUUAUUAUUUGUGCAACAAUGUGGCAUGAAACACAAGAAGAAAUGAUGGAAUUUUUAAAAUCCAUUGUACGUCUUGAUGAGGAUCAGUGUGCAAGACGUAUGGCGAAAAUACACAUUAAUGGAGGAAAGCCGGAUGAUGAAUAUUACGAAUUGGAAACUAAUAUUUUCUUUGAUGAUGCUUUCAUAUUGGAUGAAAAAUAUGUGGAGAAUCCGAAAAAUCCUCCUCUCAAUGAAUAUGUAAAAAUAUUGAUUACCAGCAUUGAAAAGGCUGCAUUUGAGGUGUACGGUGUUAAUAUAAAAAUCAAGCCACCCGUAAAGAUUGAAACACCUUAUGGCGGUCGUUUGGUAUGGACACUGCCUGGUCGCUCAAAGAUGAUUGCUCAUUUAAAAAACAAGGAUAAAAUACGACAUAAGAAACGCUGGUCACAGGUUAUGUACAUGUAUUAUUUGUUGGGUUUUCGUAUAAUGGAAUUGGAAUCAGUAUCGGCCAAGCGUAAGGCAGUGAUAGCAGAAAAUACAUUUUUGCUGGCUCUUGAUGGUGAUAUUGACUUUCAACCGCAGGCGGUGCAACUUUUAAUAGACCGCAUGAAGGCCAUAGAUGAAUUAGGUGCUGCCUGUGGUCGUAUUCAUCCUGUCGGUAGAGGCCCUAUGGUUUGGUAUCAAAUCUUCGAAUACGCCAUAGGUCAUUGGUUGCAAAAGGCAACAGAGCAUGUUAUUGGUUGUGUAUUAUGUAGUCCUGGCUGUUUUAGUUUGUUUCGUGGUAGUGCUCUAAUGGAGAACAGUGUAAUGAAGAAAUACACAACAGUGUCACAGGAGCCCAUGCAUUACGUUCAAUAUGAUCAGGGUGAGGAUCGUUGGCUUUGUACGCUUAUUCUUAAGCAGGGUUUGCGUGUUGAAUACUCAGCCGCGUCGGAUGCUUACACUCAUUCACCUGAAAUGUUUAACGAAUUCUACAAUCAACGUCGCCGUUGGGUUCCCUCCACCAUUGCCAAUAUAUUUGAUCUACUCUCCGAUGCCGAUAUGGUGGUGAAGAAUAAUAGCUCAAUAUCAAUGCCUUACAUUGUCUAUCAGGCAAUGUUAAUGGUUGGCACCAUUUUGGGGCCCGGCACUAUUUUUCUCAUGAUGGUUGGUGCUUUGGUUACUGUUUUCAGUACCGGUAUAUGGACGGCGUUUUUAUGGAAUUUCAUACCUUUGUUGGCUUUCAUUUUGUCCUGUAUAUAUUUAAAACAAAAUUUUCAGUUAUUGCUGGCUUUUGUUAUUAGUUCUUUGUACUGUUUAGUUAUGAUGGCUGUUCUAAUUGGUAUUAUAAUUCAAAUGAUAGAUGAUGGUCCCUUUGCCCCUGCCUCAUUAUUCUUCCUUUUGGUAUUUUUACAAAUUUUUAUAGCCGGAAUUGUACAUCCCCAAGAAGUUGGGGCUCUUAUAUGCGGCUUUAUAUACUACAUUACCAUUCCUUCGAUGUAUAUGUUGUUAUUGAUUUACUCGGUUUUCAAUAUGAAUGACGUAUCCUGGGGAACCCGCGAAGUUGCACCAAAAAAGGAUGACGAUGGUGUGACUGAAGAUGAUGAUGACAACAAAGAGAAACAUUAUAUACCGGGGUGGAUUAAUGAUCCCCUACUUGUUGACUCUGAACUGGGUGAGAUAUCAUUGCGUGAAAAGCGUUUCUGGAAGGAUUUAAUUAAAUUGUAUUUGAAGCCAAUGUUUCACACAAAGGAGAAGAAGACUGAAAUUGCCGACAGCCUACGGGAACUACGCAACAUGUUUGCUUUCGCCUUUGUUAUGAUAAAUUCAAUUUUCGUUCUUAUUGUUUUUUUGCUUCAACUAAAGAAAGAUUACUUACACUUGGAGUGGCCUAUUGACCCGGUCGACUUCAUAACAUACGAUGAUAUAAACUCACAAAUCUAUAUUUAUCGUCGUUACAAGGAGCUUGACCCCAUCGGUCUGUGUUUUGUUCUCUUCUUCGGUCUCAUUCUCAUAAUACAGUUUAUUGCAAUGUUUUUUCAUCGUUUCGCAACCAUUUCACAGUUGUUGGCUACAACUAAAUUGGAUUGGUUUAGAGCAUCAAGUACGAUAACGGAAGAGGAUGCAGCUCAAGAAAUACGUGGUAAUGCGGUACAUAUUGCACGACAACUACAAAGACCAAAACGUCUCGAUGACGAUGAUGAAGAUGACACCGUUAACGAUGCCAGCCAAAAUGAACUGAACGAUGAGGUUGAACAGCAUAUGGUACGACGUCAAACAAUAUUUAAAUUGCAUGAAAAUCGUAAUAAGAGUCAUUACGACUACAGCGAUCUGCCGCGUAAUUUCGAACGACGUUUUCUCGGUGAUGAUGAUAUAAAUAUGAAACACAUUUCUAUGAGUAGAAAAUCUAUUAUGAUGUUAAAUGAGACACGAUUUGUUGCAAAACGUCGUCUAACGAAACAAACAUCUCGAAAUACAGACUUUAAUAGGAAUCCAAUGCAGGGCCACAAUAAUUUGGCUUUUGAAAAUACUGUGUAAAAGUGUUACUUAUGAUGUACAUUAUAUAUAUUC